GGUUAGUCACCCGCCCAAUCAUCCUUGGUUGUCACAUGGGAGCUCAUCUCGGGAGCUCCAUAUUGCGACCUUUGUGGCAACCGUCGCAACUUCAACGGGCUUCCUAUCAGCGCCAUAACGAAACCGUCACCACCUUCUUCUUGGAACUUGACGCACGCCACCGCAAUGAAUGGCCAUUUUGCAGCUGUCGGCGAAGGGCCGACAGCUCGGGACUAUGAGCACGGCAUACAGGUGAUCGACGAAGAAAAAGAAUUUAACUCGAACCUCAAUGCCUACCUGCAAGAGAGCCAUGUCGCCGAGACUGGUUUCAACUACCACCUCAUCUCCGUCUUUGGCUCGCAGUCGACGGGGAAAUCCACCCUCCUCAACAACCUGUUCGGUACCCAGUUCAGUAUCAUGUCCGAGUCGGAAAGACGGCAGACGACGAAGGGCAUAUGGAUGUCGAAGAAUAAGAAGGAGGUCGCGGGCUCUGGCGCCACCAGGAUGGCCGAGAACAUCCUCGUCAUGGACGUGGAGGGCACCGACGGCCGGGAACGCGGAGAGGACCAGGACUUCGAGCGGAAGAGCGCCCUCUUCGCCCUCGCGACCAGCGAGGUUCUCAUAGUCAACAUCUGGGAGCACCAGGUUGGCCUGUACCAAGGUGCCAACAUGGGCCUGUUGAAGACCGUCUUUGAGGUGAACCUGCAGUUGUUCCUCAAGGACAAACAGUCGAACACGAGAUCUCUCUUAUUCUUCGUCAUUCGCGAUCACAUCGGCACGACGCCACUCUCGAACCUGCGCAAUACCCUGCUCCAAGACCUGACCAAGAUUUGGGCGUCCAUCUCCAAACCCCAGGGGCUCGAAAACUCCAAAAUCGAAGACUACUUCGACUUCGCCUUUGCCGCUCUCCCCCACAAGAUCCUACAGCCGGACAAGUUUGUGCAGGAGGUUGAGAAUCUCGGCGCGCGCUUCACCGCCGGACACCGCUCGACCAAAGACCAGGAGUUCGUGGGGGGCGUCUUCCUCCCUGAAUACCACCGCCGCAUCCCUGCAGAUGGCCUAUCGGUAUACGCCGAGGGCGUCUGGGAUCAGAUCGUCCAUAACAAGGACCUCGACCUCCCCACCCAGCAAGAGUUGCUCGCGCAGUUCCGCUGCGACGAGAUCUCGCGGGAAGUCCUCAACGGGUUCGACGAGGUCAUCACCCCUCUCGAGGAGCAGCAGGCAGAAGCAGCCCGGCUCGGGAAGCCGUCCGUCCUGCCCGACCUCGGAACCACCGGGGCCGGGGCGCGCGACAAGUGCAUGAAAGCCUUCGAGGUCCAGGCGAGCAGGUAUCACAAGGGCGUCUACGCCAGGAAGCGCGCCGAGCUGGAGGGCAAGAUGGACACGCGGCUCAAGGCGCUCUACCAGGGGCAGCUGUCGGCGGCCCACAAGGCCGGCGUCGCCGCCUUCAGCGACGCCGUCACGAACGCCGUCAAGGCCGGCCAGAAGUCGGGCGGGUCCUACGAGUUCGCCGAGAUCGUGGACAAGCAGAAGAGGAAGACGCUCGAGAUCUUCAAGAAGGAGGCGCAGAGUCUGGCCAUCGAGGGUGUGGCGUGGUCGAAUUUCAAGUCGCUGUACAUCCUGUUCGAGAAGGAGCUGGACGAGGUCAGUGCGCGCCUUAGAAAGGAGGAGAUGCGCCGGUUGGCCGUCCGUGUCGAGCGCUGGGUCAGGUCUCGCCUUGGGGAUGCUGUUGGACUUGAGUUCACCAAGCUGGGAUCCGGUAGGAACGGAACCAGCACGCCCGAGACGGGAGACAGCCCCCCACCCGCCGAGAAGGAUCUGUGGGAUCGUAUCUGGAGCGCCUUUGUUGCCAUUGUGAAGGAGGCCGAGGAGAGGUUUGCCGACAGGGCAAAGAGCUUCGAGGCCAACGAGGAGGAAGUGGUGGUGGGCCUCUGGCGGUUGCGGCGCAAGAGCUGGGUGGCGCUGAGGGAUAAAAUUGAGGAGGAGGUCAUGGAAGGGAAUAUACUUUCCAAGCUGCGGGAGAACUUCGAGGACAAGUUCCGGUAUGACGAGGCCGGUGUUCCCAGGAUCUGGCGCCCGACAGAUGACAUCGAAGGCAUCUACACGCGGGCCCGCGAGUCGACCCUCACCCUCAUCCCCCUGCUGUCAAGGUUCAGACUGUCCGAGACGUAUGCUCCGCCGGAUCUCGCGGGCUGGGUCGGCCUUCAACCGGCCGGCGCCGAGCCCGAGGACGAGGACGAUCUCGCUCCCAUUGGCGGUGUCGACGAGGAAGACGGCAAGAGCCUCGAAGAGGAGAUGACCGUCUUGAGCGAAAGCAAGCGCCAGGACCUUGUUGUGAGGUUCAAGAAGACAGCCGACGGCGUUUACGUCGAGGCCAAGAGAAGCGCGAUCGGUGGGAUCACCCAAGUACCACUGUAUUUCUAUGCGAUUCUCCUGGUACUUGGGUGGAACGAAAUCGUCAUGGUGAUACGGAACCCGGUCCUCUUCGUCCUCAUCCUUCUCCUUGGGGCUGGAGCAUAUAUCGCAUUCACCCUGAACCUGCUCGGACCGAUGAUGCAGAUGACGAAUGCAGCCACGCAGCAGGCGGUCGAGAUUGGAAAACAGCGACUCCGAGACUUCUUGGAGAACUCGGAGACCGCCAGGCAGGCACUCGCGAUGCCGGAGAGGGAGAGGGGGCGCGACGACUCGGUCAGAUUGGAUGACUUGGACAGCCGGGGGAAGAGACAGGGGCAAGCAGCGCAUGAAGACGAUGAUAUCUAGAUUUUUGACACCUUGAUACAUUAGGUCGGUUUAUAUAUAUACAGGUAUGAGGACUGCUGUGAUGGGGGUGGGGACCCCAACUGGCGCAGGAUACGGUAUUUGUUCCUCAGGUUCAUGGCCGACGCCCUACUCCGCCCAUAAUGCAAUAGUAAUGUUUACAAAUUCCGAGGCACAUCCAAUC
This is a messenger RNA of Phialemonium atrogriseum, 2920 nucleotides long. RefSeq names its product protein SEY1. Gene Ontology annotation, cellular component: endoplasmic reticulum. Lineage: Eukaryota; Fungi; Ascomycota; Sordariomycetes; Cephalothecales; Cephalothecaceae. The record is from RefSeq and is a predicted model, not a curated record. Gene Ontology annotation, molecular function: GTPase activity; GTP binding. The transcript has 4 exons. Bases 166 to 2739 code for a protein of 857 amino acids. Gene Ontology annotation, biological process: endoplasmic reticulum membrane fusion.